GUUUGGGUUUGGCGGGAGAUUGUUAUGAAGUGGUGGGAAAGUUCCAUUAAUUCUAUUAUUCCAUUGAUUGUCCAUUGAUCUCAUUGUUUUACUUUAAGGAUAUUCGUUUUUCGCUUGUCACUUCAUUCAUACAUUGUGUCAAUUCGAAUGCUCGAUUCAGAAAUUUAGAAUUUCGUAAUCAUAGAGACUCUUAUAGCCUAUCAACAUCCCAUCGUAAGGUUAGCCUAACAGAAUUGUCUAGGCAUCGGCCUACUGCACAAAUUUACAAAUAAAUAAUGACACAGGUUUAAAUCAGAUAGUCUUGGCCAAGGUCGAUGUUUGUUUGUAGGCCUAGCUCGAAUCACACAAGUAGCCUAACUCAACCCAUCUAGGCCUAUUUUGAAAAAAAUGAAGUGUACUAUUCCAGAGAUCUCUUGGCACAACAGAGACCCAGUAUUGAGCCUACAUAUUCAACCAACUAAGGGAAAUGAAAGUUUCUAUCGUCUGGCAACCGGAGGAACGGAUUCACACGUUUUGAUUUGGCUGUUGUCUGUUGCGAAAGGAGGUGUAGCAUCUGUGGAAUGUGCUGCAGAUCUUACUCGUCACACCAAACCUGUAAACUGUGUUCGUUUUUCACCGUCAGGUAGCAUAUUGGCCUCUGGAGAUGAUGAGGCUUGCAUCAUUUUAUGGAAAAUGAAAAAAUCAAAUGAUCCUCCAGAACUCUUCAAAGAGGAAGGCGAAUCUUUCAAGGAACAAUGGACAAGUGUCAAGGUGUUGCGAGGGCAUUUACAGGAUGUGUACGAUUUAAGCUGGUCUGCUGAUUCCAAACACCUCAUAUCUGGUUCUGUUGAUAACACUGCCAUAUUGUGGAAUGUUUCUUCAGGUAAGAACCUGGGGAUCCUGACGGAACACAAGGGGUUUGUCCAGGGAGUUGCGUGGGACCCUAACGGACAGUACGUAGCCACCAUAAGCAGUGACAGGGUCUGUCGAGUCUACAAUGCUGUGACUCGCAAAGUGCAGUCCAAGAUAUACAAGGGUCAUCUACCAGGCACCUCCCCAGAGCCUGAGUCCAAGCCUGCACACUACUUCCAUGAUGACACCCUCAAGUCCUUCUUCCGCAGACUUACAUUCACUCCUGAUGGCCAACUGUUGAUAGUUCCCUCAGGACUUGUAGAAGAGCUUGACAAGAAGUCUACACACUGCACCAUUUUGUUCCAUAGGAAUUGUCUCCAAAAGCCAAUAGCAUUCCUGCCUUCCUUGAGUCAGUAUAGUGUGGCAGUGUCUUGUUGUCCUGUGUUCUUCACCUUACGACAGAUGGACUUUGCCCCACUGUUCCAGCUGCCUUAUCGCAUUGUCAUCGCUGUUGCUACACAGUCCAAUGUCAUGCUCUAUGACACACAACAUGCAGCUCCUUUUGCAUUAAUCACCAACAUUCACUACACUCGCCUCACUGAUCUUUCUUGGUCAAGUGAUGGAAGAGUGCUAGUUGUUUCAUCAUCUGACGGAUACUGUUCAAUAAUUACAUUUGCUGAGAAUGAACUUGGCACAAUAUACACAAAAGAGGACAACCAAACACCAGAAAAUGAGCUGACAAAAUCCCAGGACAACACACUGAAAACACCAUUGCAGAAAAGUGAUGUUCCAUUGAACCUUACAGAAGAAGCAAACAUGUGUUUUGAAGCAAAAGGAAAAAUUGAAACCAAGCUAGAUGAUAGUAAGAGUAAAAUCCCUUCCAAAGAUAAGGAGACUCCAAUGGACAUUGAUGAAUUCAGUUUAGUUUAUGAGGGAACGAUAACUGAGCCAGCGUUAGAAUCAAAAUCCUACGAUUCAAACAAAGUGAAAGAAGGAGAAAAUCUGGUAGUUGAAUCUGAAAGUAGCACAAAAGAAAAGGCCAAAGACUGCCAUGAUCUACCAGUUAGUAACCCCAUUGAGGAAGAAUCUCCCAAAAAAAACUGCGAACCUACAAAGACUAUGCAAGAGGAAGCAUUAACUUCUCCUAAGUCUGGAGUCAAUAUCACUCCUGGUAACACUAAUAAGAAGACACCUCGCCGAGUCCAACUUAUCACGCUAUCUAGUCCUAAGAGUAGGAAAAAGCUGCUUGAAUAGUUUGUAUAUUCUUCUGUGUAUAUAUUCUGAUAAAAUGUAUAUGGUUUUUUACAA
Macrosteles quadrilineatus (aster leafhopper) is the source of this 2139-nucleotide messenger RNA. RefSeq names its product chromatin assembly factor 1 subunit B (gene Caf1-105). The record is from RefSeq and is a predicted model, not a curated record. NCBI's taxonomy places the organism in Eukaryota, Metazoa, Arthropoda, Insecta, Hemiptera, Cicadellidae. The transcript has 8 exons. Gene Ontology annotation, molecular function: protein binding. Gene Ontology annotation, biological process: DNA replication-dependent chromatin assembly; nucleosome assembly. Gene Ontology annotation, cellular component: CAF-1 complex; nucleus. Bases 388 to 2085 code for a protein of 565 amino acids.